UUUGACAGGAAGAAAGUCAGACAUUCGCUCUUUAAUCUUAGACACUGUAAGUUAGUUUGGCAAGAUGACCCCAAAUAUGGACGAAGCGAUAGAAAAGCUCCCUGAAUCUAAAGAUGUCACAUACCAGCGUCCCGUAAAGCUUGACGACGCUCUCUUGAUGACCAAAUUCGGCAUCUAUAAUCUGUGCUUGAUUACGAUUUCUGGUACUAUCCUGGCGGCAGUGCUGCUGGAAACGUUGGGCAUCAGUUAUGUACUGCCGGUUGCAGAAUGUGAUUUGAUGUUGACUACCAAAGAAAAGGGUAUCUUAAGUGCAAUUUCGUUUGCUGGCAUUAUCAGCAGUUCUCAUCUAUGGGGCUUCUUGGCCGAUACCAGAGGGAGAAGAACGGUUAUACUGCCGACACUGUUUCUUGCAUUUGCGUCUACCGUCCUGUCCAGCUUUACGACCAAUUUUUGGUUAAUUACGAUUACGCGCUUCUUUACAGGAUUUUUCAUUUCCGGCUCAUCGGCAACGAUCUACGCCUACCUAGGAGAGUUUCACGCGAAAUCCAACAGCUCCCGUGCCAUAAUGGGAGCGUCGUUUGUGUUCGGGGUAGGCUGCAUUCUGCUGCCUCUGAUCGCAUGGUCUGUUAUUAAUCAGGAGUGGGAAUAUACCCUUCCCCUGCUCAAUAUUGUCUAUCGGCCAUGGCGCCUGUUUAUCGUGGUGUGCGGAUUGCCCAGUCUCGUCUGUGGGAUAGCACUGCUCUACUUUCCCGAGAGUCCAAAGUUUUUGUUCUCCCGAGGGCAUGAACAGGAGACAAUCAUGAUUAUGCACAAAAUGUACCGAUGGAACACUGGCAGAAAGGGUCCCAAACUGGCGCUUACUUCACUGCUACAGGAGACCGAAGCGCAGCAAACCAAAAUUCGCCGCGAAGAAACAGCCAACAACAAAAGUGUUCUACGGCUGCUAAAACAAAUGUGGCAGCAAACGGCACCGUUGUUUAUGGGCCAGUACUUGAAGCGAACCACCAUCAUUUGUGUGCUACAGUUUGGCAUUUACCUGACAUCGAACGGAAUGUACAUGUUCUUUCCGGACAUUUUGAACCGCAUCGCCGAACUGGAGGUUCAGGGUGUUGACCGCACAACUAUCUGUCAGGCAGUCUACGCGACACAGGUCGACAUUAGCCAGCUACAGCAGCAUGACGUUAAUGCGACAGCACUGCCCGAAGUGUGCCAUCAAAAGCUGGAUAUUUCUGCCUAUGAGCAUUCGUUCGUGCUGGAAACUAUUUACGCGCUAGGCUUUGCCGUAAUAGGACUUAUUAUCAAUGCGGUUGGGAAGCUUCCUAUCUUGGUGUUCAUAUUUGGUUUUUGUGGCAUUAGCGGGAUACUCAUCGUGUUCAUAGAUCUACCAUUGCUAGCCAUCUGGUUCUACGUAAUUCUGCUAACUUGUGGGUUCUGCAUCAGCGUAGUCAAUGCAUGCACGGUAGACCUUUUCCCGACUAACUUGCGUGCCAUGGCAGUGUGCAUUUCGCUAAUGUUUGGAAGAUUAGGAAGCGUCGUUGGUGCGAAUAUCGUCGGGUUCCUGCUGGAUUCACAGUGCGAGCUGACGUUCUGGAUAUCGGGCAUUUCGCUGAUAGGUUGCGGAGUGCUGUCCUUUUUCAUUCCCAACAUUUACAAACGAAAUGCGUUGGAAGAUAGAAUCAGUAUUUCAUCACGAUAA
This is a messenger RNA of Anopheles merus, 1696 nucleotides long. RefSeq names its product synaptic vesicle glycoprotein 2B-like. Bases 65 to 1696 code for a protein of 543 amino acids. The transcript has 5 exons. Gene Ontology annotation, molecular function: transmembrane transporter activity. The record is from RefSeq and is a predicted model, not a curated record. Gene Ontology annotation, biological process: transmembrane transport. Lineage: Eukaryota; Metazoa; Arthropoda; Insecta; Diptera; Culicidae.